Molecule: messenger RNA, 477 nt
Organism: Strongyloides ratti
Lineage: Eukaryota; Metazoa; Nematoda; Chromadorea; Rhabditida; Strongyloididae
Exons: 1
Coding region: 1-477 (158 amino acids)
Source: RefSeq, a predicted model, not a curated record
AUGUCUGGUAACAGAUUACCCGUUAAUUUUGAUUUAUUCUUUUCAUUUACUAUUCUACUAUCUUUUUGUCUAAUUGCUAUUUCUACAAAUUUAAUUGAUGCUCAAGUAAUCAGUGAUUCAAAAAUAAAUUAUGUUCCAUAUAUUAAAAAUUUCAAUAAAAAUUCUGAUGGUGGUACUCCUUAUCCUAUGAAGACAAGACCAUUUGAUUCAUAUGAAAGAUUUAGAAAUGGAAUGAAAAUGAAAUUAUCAAAAUAUUCCACCAAAAAUAAUGACAAAAUAUUUCGCCCAACAAUAAGAUUUCAACAAUCAAAAACAUCCCGUAACUGUUUUUUUUCACCAAUACAGUGUCAACUUAACAUUAAAAAGUUAAAUGAUUUAAAAGAUCCAUCAUUUAGAUUAUUUAACAAAAGACCAAAUUUAAUUUCAAAACAAGAUUUUGAAAAUGACAAGAAAAUACGUUUUCUUAUUUUAAAUUAA